AUGUCCGACAAAGUGCCCGUAAAGCUAAAGGGCUUACAGCUCACGCAAUGCGCAAAACGGGCUGCCCAGCUCGAGCGACAUAUGCCCAUCAUGACCUACUGGAUACGGUUCUACAUGGUUCAGAGAAUCAUUGCUGGAGGUCUUCACUCGGCCGACGACGACUGCAAGGCCUAUACCACCGAUCUCAUGGAGAAGCUUGAGCAGGCAAAGGCCGAUAACCCCAACGAGGAUGCUCUACUCGAUGAUACCGUCGCAUGCGCCUACUGCGAACAGUUUGCUCUGCAGACGCUUGGGAAGGCUGAGAGAGAGAUGAGAGAAAACAGAGUCAACGGACAAACCGCCGACACGCUUCUCGCCGCUUCGACAUUCCUUGAGAUUAUGUCGGUAUGGAAGAACAACGAUCCCGAAAUCACCUCCAAGACAAAGUUUGCCAAGUAUCACGCGUUGCGCAUCGUCAAAGCCAUCAAAGCCAAUGAAGACCCCAAUGCGACAAACCCUGUGCAAGAAACCCAACAACAACCCAUAUCGCCGCCUGCUCUAGAUCCCGACGACCCAGAAGUCCAGCGCAUAAACCAGUCUGCUACCCCCCAACUACAGACGAAUCCAUACCAGCCUUACGUCGAGACUGCGCCGAACACGUCUGCUCAGCCCUCGCCGAACCUGCCCUCUGCGCCUACAGGGUACACACAAGCAUCACAUAGCGACGUCUCGCCCAUAUCGCAGCCAGCCCCGUCGCGGCAGGGUUCUGUUGUUUCUAUCGGUGGUGGGUACUUUCCCAAGACUGAUCCUCCUACCUUUACAGCAGAGACAACGGCGCCAGGCCUUCCAACAGCACCCAUGGACAUCGAUCCAAUGACAUCUUCACAGCCGGGAAGCCCUCAGGCAUCACAAGCCCCAGGUUUCUCUGACCCAGCAAGCUUCUACCAAAACACUGCAUCUCCACCACCCCAGCAAACGCCUACUCAAAACCCCUAUCGAUCUCCUCCCCAGUCUAGCCAUGGCAUGGCAGCUUCGCCAGCUCCUCAAGUUCCACAGAAACCCCAGAAUCUUGUCUCCAGCCCGGUAGCCCCUCCUCAGAAUUACCAAUUCGCCGCGCCGACGCAACAGCCGCCUCCGCCUCAGUAUGCACCACAGCCAACUGGUUUCCCGCAAUCCGCCCAACAACAGUAUUCUGCGCCACAUCAAAAUCCAUAUGCCCAGCCCCCACAACCACCACCUCAACAACAUUCCCAAGGACCUUUCAGGAAUGAUGAGGACUCCAUCAUGGCCGCUCAAAAGCACGCCAAAUGGGCUAUUUCCGCACUGAACUUUGAGGAUGCGGAUACGGCUGUCAAGGAACUACGCAUUGCAUUGCAAGCUUUGGGUGCCUUGUAA
Molecule: messenger RNA, 1374 nt
Organism: Pyrenophora tritici-repentis Pt-1C-BFP
Lineage: Eukaryota; Fungi; Ascomycota; Dothideomycetes; Pleosporales; Pleosporaceae
Product: DUF605 multi-domain protein
Biological process (GO): late endosome to vacuole transport via multivesicular body sorting pathway
Cellular component (GO): multivesicular body
Source: RefSeq, a predicted model, not a curated record